Molecule: messenger RNA, 501 nt
Organism: Zychaea mexicana
Lineage: Eukaryota; Fungi; Mucoromycota; Mucoromycetes; Mucorales; Lichtheimiaceae
Exons: 2
Biological process (GO): regulation of transcription by RNA polymerase II
Cellular component (GO): nucleus
Molecular function (GO): DNA-binding transcription factor activity, RNA polymerase II-specific; RNA polymerase II cis-regulatory region sequence-specific DNA binding
Source: RefSeq, a predicted model, not a curated record
AUGAACGUUGAUGGGGACACCAAGACAGUGGCAAAAGCGUCGUCAUCAACUGCUCCUGAUUCUGCUGCUACUACUUCUACUGCAGCGAGCGGUAGUGACGACGAGACAUCGACCAAACGCGUAUAUUCAUGCUUAUGGAAGGAUUGUGGCCAAAAGUUUGAUGGGAUGCAGAAACUCAUCAGUCAUAUUGGUGAUUCUCAUGUUGGUAGUGGCAAGCCAACAUAUAGCUGCGAAUGGCAAGGAUGUGCUCGAAACCAAAAACCGUUUACGAAACGACACAAAAUGUACAAUCAUCUACGAACACACACGGGCGAGCGACCAUUUGAAUGUACGAAGCCAGGCUGCGAAAAGCGAUUCUCACGACCAGACUCGUUGACGACGCACAUCAAGACGCAUUCCAAUGUACGGCCGUUCAUUUGUGAAGCGAAGGGAUGCGGCAAAGCAUACUACCAUGCGCGUUCAUUGAAGAAACAUGAAAAAACUCACGAAAUAGCAUCCUCA